AUGUGUUCCUCCACGCAGCCUCGCAGUUUGGUGAGGUCUGCGCUGGUUCUGGUCCCGGUCCUGCUGCUGGUUCUGCGUCUGGAGUGUGUUCCUGCUGCCGAGGCGCGGACUUGCCCCCCUCCUUGCGCGUGUUCUGGGGAUCUGGUGGACUGCAGUCGGAUCAACAGGGGCCAGAUUCCAGACCCGAUCCCGGAAUGGACGGUUCAACUGGACCUGAGCCAUAACAGACUGCGACGGCUCGACGGCUCUUUGUUCUCCAGACUGGAGCGUCUCCGAGAGCUGAAGCUGAACCACAACGAGCUGGACGCCAUCCCGGACCUGGGGCGUCGUGCUUCCAACCUGACGUCGCUGCUCCUAGCAAACAACCGGAUCUCCCGGGUCUCGGCGGAGCAGCUCCGGCCGUUCCUCGCCCUGCAGACGCUGGACCUCAGCUACAACAACAUGGUGGAGGUGACGGCCGCCUCCUUCCCCGUCCUGCCGCUCAAGAACCUGUUCCUCAACAACAACCGCAUCUCGUCGCUGGAGACGGACUGCUUCAACAACCUGUCCAGCUCGCUGCUGGUCCUCCGGCUCAACCGCAACCGCCUGUCGUCCAUCCCGGCCAAGAUCUUCCAGCUGCCCAACCUGCAGCACCUAGAGCUGAGCAGGAACCGCGUCCGCCGGGUGGAGGGCCUGACCUUCCACGGCCUGCACGCCCUGCGCUCGCUGCGGAUGCAGCGCAACGGCCUGAGCCGCCUGAUGGACGGCGCCUUCUGGGGCCUCGGCAGCAUGGAAGUGCUGCAGCUGGAUUACAACAACCUGACGGAGGUGAGCAAGGGCUGGCUGUACGGCCUGCUGACGCUGCAGCAGCUCCACCUCGGACACAACUCCAUCAGCAGGAUCCGACCCGAGGCCUGGGAGUUCUGCCAGAGGCUCAGCCAGCUACACCUGUCCUCCAACCAGCUGUCCCGCCUGGACGAGUCCAGCUUCGCCGGCCUCAGCCUGCUGGACCAGCUGCACGUCGGGGACAACCGGGUCAGCUUCAUCGCAGACGGAGCCUUCCGGGGCCUGUCCAGCCUGCAGACGCUCGAUCUCCACAAUAAUGAAAUCUCCUGGACCAUCGAGGACAUGAACGGGCCGUUCUCGGCGCUGGACAAGCUGAAGACGCUACUCCUUCAGGGGAACCAGAUCCGCUCGGUGACCAAGAAGUCUUUCUCCGGGCUGGAGGCGCUGCAGCACCUAGAUCUGAGCAACAACGCCAUCAUGUCCGUCCAGGCCAACGCCUUCUCCACCAUGAGGAACCUGCAGGAGCUGCGUCUCAACACCUCCAGCCUGCUGUGCGACUGCCAGCUGAAGUGGCUUCCUGUCUGGGUGGCGGAGCAGACCUUCCUGCGCUGCGUCGCCGCCAGCUGCGCCCACCCGCAGCCGCUGAAGGGCCGCAGCGUGUUCGCCGUCGGCCAGGACGAGUUCGUGUGUGACGACUUCCCCAAGCCGCAGAUCACGGUGCAGCCGGAGACCCGGUCGGCGCUGAAGGGCUCCGACGUGACGUUCGUCUGCUCGGCCGCCAGCUCCAGCGACUCGCCCAUGACCUUCGCCUGGAAGAAGGACAACGAGGUCCUGAACGACGCCGAGAUCCACAACCAGGCCCACCUGAGGGCGCCGGGGGGGCCGGGGGCGCCGGGGGGGCCGGGGGGCGAGGCCGGGGUGACGGAGUACACCACCACUCUGCGGCUGCGCAGCGUGGAGUUCUCCACCGAGGGGCGGUACCAGUGCGUCAUCUCCAACCACUUCGGCUCGUCCUACUCCGCCAAAGCCCGGCUGACCGUCAACAUGCUGCCGUCCUUCACCAAGAUGCCGAUGGACUUGAGCAUCCGCGCCGGAGCGACGGCCCGGCUGGAGUGCGCCGCCGUCGGCCAUCCGUCCCCUCAGAUCGCCUGGCAGAAAGACGGCGGCACGGAUUUCCCCGCCGCCCGCGAGCGCCGCAUGCACGUGAUGCCGGAGGACGACGUCUUCUUCAUCGUGGACGUCAAGACGGAGGACAUCGGAGUCUACAGCUGCACGGCGCAGAACACGGCCGGAGCCAUAUCUGCAAACGCCACGCUGACGGUCCUGGAGACCCCGUCCUUCCUGCGGCCCCUCAUGGAUCGCACCGUGGCCAGAGGCGAGACGGCGGUGCUCCAGUGCAUCGCCGGCGGCAGCCCCGCCCCCAGGCUGAACUGGACCAAAGACGACAGUCCGCUGGCGCUGACGGAACGCCACUUCUUCGCCGCCGCCAACCAGCUGCUCAUCAUCGUGGACGCCGCCGAGGCGGACGCCGGGAAGUACACGUGCGAGAUGUCCAACGCGCUGGGCACGGAGCGGGGCAACGUCCGCCUGGCCGUCAUCCCCAACCCCAACUGCGACUCCGGAGCGGCGGGCGGCGCCGGCGUCGGCCUGGUGAGCGGGUCGGGGCCCGACGACGACGGCUGGACCACGGUGGGGAUCGUCAUCAUCGCGGUGGUGUGCUGCGUGGUCGGCACCUCGCUGGUGUGGGUGGUCAUCAUCUACCACACCCGGCGCCGGAGCGAGGACUGCAGCGUCACCAACACAGAUGAGACCAACCUCCCCGCCGACAUCCCCAGCUACCUGUCCUCCCAGGGGACGCUGGCCGACCGGCAGGACGGGUACCUCCCCUCCGACAGCGGCAGCAGCCACCAGUACAUGGCGUCUUCGAUCAGCGGCUUCUACCUGCAGCCCCGGGACAUGAAUGGCCUGUGCCACCUGGACACAGGAAGUGAGGCGGACCUGGAGGCGGCCAUGGAUCCGCUGCUUUGCCACUAUCAGGGUCCGUUUGGCUCGCUGCUCCGCCGGGAUAACGUCUGCUGCACUGACCCAUCCGACGCAUUCACAGGUUACUCCAUGGACCAGAACCCGCUCUGCACCGACUCCAAGAGGAGGGACUACUUCCUGUCAGAGCACUUCGACCUCUGCUCCUCCACCGUUCUGAUGCAGCUGCCCAACGCCGGCCUGCUCCCCGGCUCGUCCCAGCAGCCGCCCGACCGCCGCCCGUCCGCCGGGGACACAGAAGCAGGGGACUCUGGGAAACCUCCCGAAUGUCUGUCCUCGCGCAGCACGUUCCUGGGGACGUUUGGGAAAGCUCCCUGGAGGCCCCAGCAGGACCGCCACCCUCAGUUCAGACGCCCGUCGCUGACGAACGCCGGGAUAACGCUGCACGAGGAUCCGUACGCCGCUCCGGACGCCGACACCGACCCGGAGGACGGCGGCACCGACGGGGACUCGACGUCGGAACACGGCAGCAGCGUCUACGAACAGCCGUUUGACAACAGUCGGACUGAUUCCGUCUCACAGUGCCGGACGAGCACCUAGCGGAGGGACUGAGAGGACGACCAAAAAAAACAUUUCUACCUCAUGAAUGGAGAGUUUUGCAAUAAAGGACUCUUGGAAGUGAAUGUAGCGACAAGUUGAUGUUCCUGCCGAGACAAAAAGAACAUUUCAGCAGCUAUUCUCUGAGGAAGCAGACCCAAUGAAACCAUAGAGAUAAAUAUAAGCAUUUUUAUACAAAUUUUAUUAUAUUUUGUAAAUUGUAUAUAAACAGAUUUCAAUAUUUUUGCUUACAUUUUGUGUAUAAAAGGAAAAAAACUCCUGCCCUGCCUCUUCAGUUAUUCCAGCUUUGAAUGAAGCGACGUUUUGCACAUGUGGAAACAAUAAAAACAUUGAAAAACCA
Salarias fasciatus (jewelled blenny) is the source of this 3703-nucleotide messenger RNA. It is a transcript of the gene lrig3, whose product is annotated as leucine-rich repeats and immunoglobulin-like domains 3. The record is from RefSeq and is a predicted model, not a curated record. Gene Ontology annotation, molecular function: protein binding. NCBI's taxonomy places the organism in Eukaryota, Metazoa, Chordata, Actinopteri, Blenniiformes, Blenniidae. Bases 1 to 3345 code for a protein of 1114 amino acids. The transcript has 19 exons.